Sorghum bicolor (sorghum) is the source of this 1765-nucleotide messenger RNA. RefSeq names its product bidirectional sugar transporter SWEET15. Gene Ontology annotation, cellular component: membrane. The record is from RefSeq and is a predicted model, not a curated record. Gene Ontology annotation, molecular function: sugar transmembrane transporter activity. Gene Ontology annotation, biological process: carbohydrate transport. The transcript has 4 exons. The coding region runs from base 230 to 1240 and encodes 336 amino acids. Lineage: Eukaryota; Viridiplantae; Streptophyta; Magnoliopsida; Poales; Poaceae.
GGAGGCCCAGCUGGCUCCAAGGUUCCCAAGAGCCCAAGGCAGCUGAGAGCCUCCUCCCUCCUCCCUCAGGUAGCGAGAGAGCGAGCUCCUCUGCCCUCUGCACCUACAGGCCUCUCUCCUUCGUUCCUCCUCCACUCCAGGACCGCCGUUUCUCCAUUAUUGACUGCUCGAUCCGUGUGCUACCUAGAGCAGCAAGAGGGAGAAGCAAGCAAGAGGGAGAUCGAUCGAGAUGGCUUUCCUCAACAUGGAGCAGCAGACCUGGGCCUUCACCUUUGGUAUCCUAGGUAACAUAAUCUCACUGAUGGUGUUUCUUUCGCCACUGCCGACGUUCUACCGCGUGUACCGCAAGAAGUCGACGGAGGGUUUCCAGUCGACGCCGUACGUGGUGACGCUCUUCAGCUGCAUGCUGUGGAUCUUCUACGCGCUGCUCAAGUCCGGCGCCGAGCUGCUGGUCACCAUCAACGGCGUCGGCUGCGUCAUCGAGACCGUGUACCUGGGCAUGUACCUGCUGUACGCUCCCAAGGCCGCCCGGGUGCUGACGGCCAAGAUGCUGCUGGGGCUCAACGUCGGCGUCUUCGGCCUCGUCGCGCUCGUCACCAUGGUGCUCUCCAAUGGCGGACUCCGCGUCAAAGUGCUCGGCUGGAUCUGCGUCAGCGUCGCGCUUAGCGUCUUCGCCGCGCCGCUCAGCAUCAUGCGGCAGGUGAUCCGGACCAAGAGCGUGGAGUUCAUGCCCAUCUCGCUCUCCUUCUUCCUGGUGCUCAGCGCCGUGAUCUGGUUCGCGUACGGCGCGCUGAAGAAGGACGUGUUCGUGGCGGCUCCCAACGUGCUGGGCUUCGUCUUCGGCCUCGCGCAGAUGGCGCUGUACAUGGCGUACCGGAACAAGAAGCCCGCCGCGGCGGCGGUGAUCAUGGUGGAGGAGGUGAAGCUGCCGGCGGAGCAGUACGCCAGCAAGGAGGUGGCACCACCCGCCGCGGCGCACGAGGGCAGCAGGGCAAGCUGCGGCGCCGAGGUGCACCCCAUCGACAUCGACACUCUGCCCGUGGCCGACGUCGGCCGCCACCACGACUCGCAGGCCGUCGUGGUCAUCGACGUGGACGUGGAGCCUGCAGCCACCUGCGCCGCCGCGGCGGCAGCAGCAGGAGGAGUUAGAGGUGACGGUGCGGCCGGCGUGGUGACGGCGGGGCCGGAGCAGCCGGCGGCGAUGAAGCCCGUCGACAUGGCCAUUGCCGUGGAGGCCUAGGAUGGUUAAAAGUCUAGUAGCUAGUAGCAGAGUGAGUCGAUAUCGAUCACAGUUCAGUAGUAAAAAAUUUCUCAAGGAAGGGCAAUGGCCUGCUACUACUACGCUACAGCAGCGGCCAGAUGUACUGGCUGCAUGCAUGCAGGCCCGUUGACCUGUCAAGAUGGAAUUGCAUGGAAGUAGCCGGGGACCUAGCUAUUUAGGCGAGUAGCGCCUUGGCACCCACGGGCUAGCCGUACUGGCCUGUGUGAUGAACUGGCUGGAGAUACUAGAGAUUGAGAUGAGAUAAUGCGAGCGAGCGAGCGACAGGGUUAAUUGGUUCAUCAGAUUCAGAACUCAGAAAGACGGCUAGCUGCUAGGCUCUCUGUCUGUCUCUACUAGAUCUCUCUGUGUGUUGUGUGUGUGUGUCUGUAAUCGAUUCCCAUCAGCUUGCUGCCGCCCUGUGUGUCCUACAGUAGUAGUCUGAUGAUUGUUUUCAUUCCAUUCAUGCCGUCACAGUAAUAAACUUGGAAUGGACGAUUCACUCCC